AUGUCGACUCACCUGAGCCUCCAGGGAAUUUAUUCCCUGAAACCUCCGAAGAAACCAAAGCUGGACAGCUUGGACAGGGCCCAUCAGAGUCCAGAGUUGGACUGUUUGCCUGCCCUUGAAGAGUCCAAAGAUACAUUGGGACCAUCUUCCCCUGCAGAGCCCAAUGACAAUCAAGCCAGAGCGGCAGCCUCCAGCACCCCUGAUGAAGACACAGAAGUCCCCACCAGACAACCAAAGAAGGACAUGGUCCCCUUCCCUCUUUCUCAGAACUCAGUUGGGAAGUUUGUUCCUCAGUUUUCAAAAUCCAGGAAAACCGUGACAAGACAAACAGAGGACAUCGAGAGUGGGGCCUUCAACCUGGAAACGCUGCUGGAGCCCACUGCCCCAAAGGGAGGAAGCCAGCAACUACAGGCAUCCCUGGAGCUGGCUGCCUCUGAGCAGAGCCAGCUGCACUGCCAAGAGCUCCCCCUGGAGCCUGGGCCUGGCAGUGGGGCUUGUCUGCUUGGCACAUCCACGUAUAGCUCCUUUGUUUCAGAGAGAGCCAGCCAGCCACCUCUGUCAGAGCCAAGCAGGGUCUGUGCUCUCGAUAGGGGCUGCAGCAGUUCAGAGCCUGGGUCCCCAGUAGAACAGCCUGGGGACAGUGGUCUGGCUUCCCAGGGUCCUGCCCAGGAAGGGUCCCGACCAAGCAGUGAGUCUAAAGGGAGGGACCCACAUGGAGAAGGCCCCCAUGAGGAAGGCAGUGAUGUCCCAGGCACCUCAGGCCCUGCUCAAGGAGAAAGUGUGCUAGAACCUGGCUCGGCCGCUCAGGUCCACCCUGAGUACAAGCAGAGCCCCAGUCAGCCUCUCCUAGUCACCACAGAUAGGAGCACAGACCCCACAGCACCACCACUGGAGCCACCCAAGGGGGGCAUAUUGGGUGGCCAGGCCCCUGACAGUGGCUUCAUUGGGGCCUUGCUGAGCAACUUGGAGGCUUCGGGGGAGACGAGGCCAAAGGACCAGUCUUUGAGCAAUGACCCCGGGCCCCCAGCAGCCUCCCCAGCUCCCGUUCAUAGGAACCAAGAGCCUACUGUAGAUGUUGGCGAUCCCUGGCCUCUAGUCCCAGCAGCCAGUCCAGGUGCAGAUUCGAAGCUGAUGCCAGGGCCUACUCAGGAGGGGCAGGCAGGUACCUGCAUGCUGCCUUCCCCAGAGGAAUCUGAGGGUGGGAAGGCAGCCAAGUCCAGCAGUGAUGGCCAGCCAGCUCCCGAGUCCUCAGGACGUGGCCUCCCCCUACAAGCCACUAGCCCACCAGCGCCUAGAGAGGUGCUGGAUGGCCCUCAGGGGCCUGGAGCCUGCUCUGCUCCCGACGCCGUGGACCAGUCCGUCUGGGUGGAUGCCUUGCCCAUGGAACUCGACUUCCUGCCUGACAGCCAAAUGCAGGAUGCUUUGGAUUGCCCGGACUUCCAAGCCCCACAUGAGCAGGCCUGCCCCGGAGGCAGCAGACCACCUGCCAACAGAGCCCCCAUCACCACUGUCCAGCCCAGAUGGGGAGCCACAGGGCCCUGCAACUCCUCAGACAAGGGCUUUGAGGGUCCUAACCUGGAGGAUGCCACGGCCACCGUGUGUGGCCUCGUCCUGGAGCUGUCCAAUCUCAACCGACUGAUCAUGAGCACCCACCGGGACCUGGAAGCCGUCAGACGCCUCAGCUACCGGCAGGCCAACCUGGCAGGAAAGCCCGCCGCACCGUAUGCCUCCAAGGGGGCUGGGAGUCACUCUCGCGGGGAACCGCCAUGGAGGGACGCAUAGGACAACUUCCGGCUACCAACUCUAAAAGGGUCGUGGGUCGCGCGCACUCGCGGUUCCUUUCUUGAAGGACACUCCUGGUGCUGGGAAGGUUUGGGGGUUCCUGCAGCUCCACCAAGGCCGGGGGGAGGGCAGCUUGAUGUGUGGUUUCCUGCCACUGUUCUCAGCCCCAUCCCUCCCUGAACCGUGGGCACCUGCGCCGCCUGCAGGCCGCCCGGGUCAGAGCAGCUUGGUAGUUGGGGGGCGGGGGCGCCCAGAUGUUUAUCUUGGUUUGCGAAUUUCCUCCUUGGAGAGGUGAUGGAGGGUUCAGAAUUUGUUUCUUUGCCGUGUGAGAAUAGGACUCCCUUUGUUGGUUGUAUCCAUUUCCGGAUUUCCAUUUCAGGAACAA
This is a messenger RNA of Echinops telfairi (small Madagascar hedgehog), 2167 nucleotides long. RefSeq names its product break repair meiotic recombinase recruitment factor 1 (gene BRME1). Gene Ontology annotation, biological process: double-strand break repair involved in meiotic recombination. The record is from RefSeq and is a predicted model, not a curated record. The coding region runs from base 1 to 1782 and encodes 593 amino acids. The transcript is spliced from 9 exons. Lineage: Eukaryota; Metazoa; Chordata; Mammalia; Afrosoricida; Tenrecidae.